AUGGGAGGCUGCUGCUGUUGUUCUUCCAAAGGAACUGAAAUAAGUGCUGCACCGACAUACUAUUACUAUCCAAGGUCAUCGGAUGAGCAUGUGCCAUUGUCGUCUCGCCAAGGUGUUACCUCUGCACUCUCCACAGGGCUUCUCGUUGAUACAAAUUUGGAUACAUCAAUUCCUGACACUUAUAGACCACCUCCUACCCCUAUUCCAUAUGACGUGGCUGUAGAAGGGCAUCCUCAUACUCCACCAGCGGCUCAAGAAAUUUGUGGCAACAAGAGUGAAGGUGCAGUGCUGACAACAAAUUCUGAUUCUGUUCAUGAAGCAGUUGGUGAAAAUGCUCAAGAAGCUUCAGCUAAGUGUGAAGACCUGAAGGAUUCAGACUGUAAGGCCCAAACUGAUUUUGAACUUGAUGCGGAAAAGAAGUCAGAAGUUGAACUUUCGAAGUCAGUGGAAUCUGUUGCUUUAGUACCAGAGGAAGAGGAUGUUUGCCCCACCUGUUUGGAAGAGUAUGAUGCACAGAAUCCAAAAAUUACCACAAAAUGCGAGCAUCAUUUUCACCUUGCUUGCAUUCUUGAAUGGAUGGAACGAAGUGACACAUGUCCUGUGUGCGAUCAGUUCAACCAGCAAUUGAAGUCAAGUUCUUUCCUUAUUCAAGAUUGGUUUGAGAAGCAGAGGUUACAAAUGCACGAAGGAAGAGGGGGUAGAAUUGACACUGGCUGA
This is a messenger RNA of Prunus armeniaca (apricot), 717 nucleotides long. NCBI's taxonomy places the organism in Eukaryota, Viridiplantae, Streptophyta, Magnoliopsida, Rosales, Rosaceae. The record is from the annotation of a GenBank genome assembly.